This is a messenger RNA of Papaver somniferum (opium poppy), 751 nucleotides long. RefSeq names its product F-box protein At5g07610-like. The transcript has a single exon. The record is from RefSeq and is a predicted model, not a curated record. Gene Ontology annotation, molecular function: protein binding. Lineage: Eukaryota; Viridiplantae; Streptophyta; Magnoliopsida; Ranunculales; Papaveraceae. The annotation marks the transcript as partial.
AUGGCGGGUACUUUUCUCAUCACCGAGGAUAUUUUGAUUUUGAUCUUUACAUAUCUUCCUCUGACAUCAAUAUAUAAGUUCAAGUCUGUUUCAAAGGUAUGGUUAUCUAUUCUCUCUAAUCCUUAUUUCAUAACAAAAUGGUUUCAGUUUAACAACACAAACAAAUCUCUCCCAUGGGUACAUUUUCAUUCAAUAAGUGACAUUAAUGUAAGUCAAGGAUACAUUCGAAGGUUCAAUAAUUACGCAUGUCCUAGUUUACAUUCACAGUUCAUAUCUGCACAUGAUCUUGGCUUUUCGUUUAGCUUUCUAAAUUUGAAACCAGAUAAAGGAUUACGCCUUGUAGGUUCUAGUAACGGUCUGGUACUUUGUUAUUCAGAUGAUAAUAAUAAGGGAAGGUUUCGUGUUUGUAAUCCACUGACACGGAAAUCGGUAUGGAUUCCUUUACCACCCCGCCCUGGUUAUCAAUUUGUUGUUGGUUUCUUUUGUGAGUAUUCAUCAUCAUCCUAUGAAGCAAGUUCUUACAAGGUUGUAUCAAUCAGGAGAUCUUCAAAGAUAUUUGAAGCUGACGUAUUUUGUUCUAAUUUGGGAGAAUGGAAAACUUCCCCAGUUUCUUACCCUAAAAGUUUUUCGUGCACGUAUCGUUGUGUGUGUUAUAAUGCUGUUACCAAUCACGGUGUCCUUUAUUGGAUUGAAGGGGGAAACAGAAUCGCAGCUUACAACAUCAAUAACGUUGGAACUGAUGGCUACCAGU